Paramuricea clavata is the source of this 1815-nucleotide messenger RNA. NCBI's taxonomy places the organism in Eukaryota, Metazoa, Cnidaria, Anthozoa, Malacalcyonacea, Plexauridae. The record is from the annotation of a GenBank genome assembly.
AUGGCGGGUAACUUUAACAUGAACGAAUUCAGUGUAGAACAACUUUUGACUCUCAACAGUAUCAUAGACAGUGAUGAGGAUAUAGAAGACAUCCUAACGGAUAGAAACUACAGGAUUGCUCCCGAUGACAAGGGUGAAAGCCCAUUCCAGGGAGAAAAACAGUUCAUAGGCGAAUACGAUCGUGAUAUGGAAACAAAGAAGCCAAGACCCAUACCUAAGAACUACAAGGGUAGAAAAGGGAUUAUGCCAACGUGGAAGUACUCUGACAGGCAAAAGGCUAAGGCUUUACUUGUAGGGGAAGCAUACCAGAGCUUACUAUCUAAGGGAGUCCAGGGACUUCCACCCACAAUGGGAGGCAGAUGGCGCACGGACGAUCCCCUUGUUAACGAGGAAAUUAAGAGAAUCGAAAACGAAAGGAAUCCUAAGGUAAAGCGUCCUAGAGGUAGACCACCAAAGGCAAAGACCGAUGCCGAAGUGAAGGUGCCAAAGAAGAGAGGCAGACCACCAAAGGUAAAGACUGAUGCUGAAGUGAAGGUGUCCAAAAAGAGAGGUAGACCACCAAAGGCAAAGAACGAAGGUGAAGCGAAGGUGCCAAAGAAGAGAGGUAGACCACCAAAGGUAAAGGUUGAUGCUAAGGUUAGAAAGCAAACCGUAGCAGAAAGAUUCCUGAGCCAGAGGAAGGUAAAACUCUCAGUGCCUGCAGAUAGUGUCAUAACUCAAACAGGUCCAGGUAAGUUCACAGUUCACGUGGAUCUUAAUAAGAGACCUGCGAGGAAAGCUCCUGAGGUACCCAAGGGUGUAGCUCCAUGGAGACCGGUACCUAAGCCUAGAAAGGUACUUCUUAGGGAAAGACCUGUACCGAAACCUAGAACUAAGCUUCUUAAGGAAAGACCUGUACCGAAACCUAGGACCAGGAAACCAGUGUCUCCUCCUAAGGUCCGUAAGCCCGUAAGGGUGUCGAGGGAAGUCAAGGAGCAGCCUAUAGUGGUUACACCAGAGGAACAAGAAAUCGAUCCAUUUGGAACAGACCUUGAAAAGCCAUUCCACAGGAAAAUUGAAACAGCCGCAAAUGGAGCCGCUGUGACUUACUCGAUAACUCCUCAUUAUAUGGACCCUCUGGACCAGAUGACUGCAAGUAGACAGGUAGUGAGAGGAAUACUUGUGAGUGAGUUAAAGAGAAUGGGUGGGUUGAAGUACACAGAGACUCUAAAGGUGAGAAUGUCAAAGGAAAUUGGCGACGGGAAAACCAAGAAGGACUCAGUCUACUUCAAAUCUAAGACUGGUACUGCGACUAACUUCGAGGAUAUUGAAAGUACAGCUGCUCAAAACCAACUGACAAUAUUGUCUAGAAUUGAAACCUUUCAAAACUUAGGUUCAAACUGGAUUAUACUCAAUAUCGAGAGUCAUUAUGUGAACAUUGCAAUUUACAAACCGUUAAAGGGUAGUUCAUACAUGAAACUUCCUGAGGAUAUCAGCAAUUCAAUGUGUGGGCUCAUCAAUAUGAAGAACAAUGACAAUCUGUGUUUCCUGUGGAGCCAUGUGAGACAUCUGAAUGCUAAGGCUAGAAGAGCAACCACUAUCACACAAAAAGAUAGGGAAUUCAUAACGAACCUGGACUAUGAUGGUAUAGACUUUCCCGUGAAGAUAAGUGACAUUGAUAGAAUUGAGAGGAAAAACAGUAUCAGCAUAUCUGUGUUUGGUUAUAAGGGUAAGAAACAGUUCUACCCUAUAAGAAACUCCAAGGCUAAAUACAAGGAUCAUACGAAACUUCUACUUCUAGGUGAUGUGAAGGUAACAAUCAUUAUGUGCUCAUAA